Messenger RNA from Zea mays, 622 nucleotides. RefSeq lists its product as uncharacterized. The coding region runs from base 53 to 400 and encodes 115 amino acids. Lineage: Eukaryota; Viridiplantae; Streptophyta; Magnoliopsida; Poales; Poaceae. The transcript has a single exon. The record is from RefSeq and is marked predicted.
AAGCACCCAAAUCGACGAAUUCUUCCCCCCUCUCCGAUCUCGACGCGCACCGAUGCGGGCGAUGUCGUCGGCGGUUAAUGGUAUGCUGCGGGCACGGCUGCGCGGGGCAGCGCGCGUUCGCGGCGGCGGCGGCGAGGGGGCCGGGCGGUGGACGACCCCAGGUCACGAGGAGCGCCCCAAGGGGUACCUCUUCAACCGGCCGCCGCCGCCUCCGGGGGAAUCUCGCAAGUGGGAGGAUUGGGAGCUGCCCUGCUACGUGACCUCCUUCCUCACCGUCGUCAUCCUCGGCGUCGGCCUCAACGCGAAGCCCGACCUUACAAUCGAGACGUGGGCGCACCAGAAGGCGCUCGAGCGCCUCCAGCAGCAGGAGCUCGCCGCUGCCGACACCCAGGCCGAGUGAUCCGCGCGUCUCAGGUCCUCUCGAACUCUCGGCUGCCUCUGAUUUGGUUCCAAUAAGAUGGCCACAAUGUGCGGUCCUGAAUGUUCUGGACUUCUGGUAUUGAUGGAACACGAGCUGAACACUAUGCUGCUGUUUUUUCUGUUCUGUUUUGAAAUUUGCCCGGUGAUGAUGGCGAAUGUCCUGAAUAUUCUGAAUAUUUUGAAAUGUUUGACUGUUGUAUUA